GUUUUUUCUGUUUUCAGUUUAUCACCUAACUGUAUUUUGAAGCUUCGGAGUAUGUUCAUGUUAUCAUUACAUUCAUAUCACUCGGCAUAAAGGUUAUGCUCACAUCAGAAUUUUAGGGACUUUCCGUUUGUAAAGAUUAGUUUUGUAAGAAUGUUUGUUGUCUUCACUGUAAGAAGGCGCAAAACAUCUUUUAGUCCUUAUACAGGAAGACCGAAGAUGUAAGGGUUUUGAGGAGCAUCUCAAGUGCAGACAGCAGGCUGCAAAGAGGAUUGUGUACGGCAAAAACAGAAUAUUGAAACUGCUCGCUUAACUUCACAUACACGUUUUAAUGAUUGAUUAAGAGAUGAAAAGUGUUUUACUGAGAUGAGUCGGGACGCUGAGCUGUUGUCCCCUCAAGAUGCUGAUAUGAAACAUCUUUCUCAUUUAGUUUAACAUGAAUGCUAUUAUUUAGCUGUUAAAGCUGCCUCAGAAAAUCAAAGAUACAGCCACCAUAACUAACUAAAAUACUUUCUGCAUGUGUGCUCUCCGUCUCGUUUUGUGGAAGUUUGAUUUUUAGUACUGUCUCUGGCCCCGCCCAUAUUUUGUUCACCUGUCUUGAUAUCUCUGAUUACUCUGUGUGUGUAGACAACACUUGUAUUUCCUUAAUUUUGGUUUGGUCCUGUGUUUGUUUGUGUGUUCGUUGAUCUCUGUGUUUUUGUUUCUCUUGUUUCCUUGUUUUGUGGGUUACCCUAUUUGGAUUAUUAAAGGACAUGUUGCUCUUGGAUCCAGCCUUUGUCCGUAUGUCUUUUUUUUCUGUUGUGACACUAUCAGGAUUUGUUCAUUAAUGGGAUGUAAGCGUUUGAUUCUCUUCCAUAUAAAUUUCUUGUAGCAGAAGAGAAGUGAGAUUUAGAUGCGGUGUCCUGAUUUGUCCAUGUACAGCACAUUGAGCCACAUAGUAGCCUGUAUUAUUGAAAAAGCACAUUUGAAACCUUCACCUCGCCAGACCUUGGUAAAACCGCUUGCUUUGUCAGGCAGAGGGAUCUAGUCAGGUUUUAUUUGUGCUUUUGUCUACUCGGGAACAAAAGCAAAGAUGCCUGGCUUCAGCUGAUUUUAAUCUGGCAAAGAGGAAAUGAAGUGCCAAAAUGAGCACCUCUCAUAGCUGUGAUCCAGUCAUGGUUCCUUUUGAGGACGUGCUGUUUCAGGUGAGAAAAGCUUUGCAGGUCGGCCCUAGCCUCCUGUAUGGACUCCUCGAGGAGCUGCAUGAAGCCAGAGUCUUCUCCACGCAGUUCUACCUGUCUCUUUUCAAGAAUGGAGGGCAAAGUUUGGGCGAAAUCCUCUUCAAAGAUGAAGAGGAUCUGGCCAGGAGACUGUCUUUACCUAUUUGGCAAAAAUGGGACGUCAGCCAGGUCAUCUUGGAUUCGGCAUUGAACAUUGAGGAGGAUUUAAGUGCGUUUCUAAACAGUCCUGAUGCUGAAUCGCAAGAUAUGAUAGAUACCUUAGAUUCAGGGUUGGAUCUACUACCUGACCAUCUUGUUUCUGAAAUCAUUGACUCCAUUCUAAGUGAAGACUAUUUUGAAGACAUUUUGGCAGAUCCCAGUAUCCUUGAAGAUGAUUUUCAUUUUCCAUGUGACACAGACACAGCCUGCACACUGACAUCAGAAAAUGCUGCUAUUUUAGACCAAAAUAUUACUAAAAAACGAAAAGGUAAAGAUGCAUCCAAAUCCAACAAAACCCCAACUAAACGCAACAGAAAAGCAACAGCGUGCCUUGAAAGUCCCCCAAACAGAUGUACGCCCACCAUUGCCUCUGAGGGAAAUUUCCACUCAUUCAACUCUCUCCAGCGUGUAUGGCAUCUCUCCAACCUCCCCCCCAUAACCAACAACACUGCCUUUGAAAGCCCCUCUUUUCUAUCCCCUAGUGGUGGUUCUGCAUUCCCGAUCAUCCAGACGUCCGGUUCUCUUUCGCACCCAUUGAUCAGCACUGUGGUUCCAUUUAGGCACACAUAUGUGAUUGUGUCACCGCAACCUGUCAGCCGUGUGACUCAAAUACUUCCUGUUUCACCUGUUGAUGGUACAGUCGCUCCUCCAGAGCUCACCGUUGCCGUGCUUCCAGUUGGCACAUUAUCAGACAGUGCAAGCAAGGGCUUGCCAUCACACCCAGUAGAUACUUUCUCCCCUACAAAAGUGGACAGAAGCAACACCUGUGUGUUAGCAGAUGGAAAGCCACGGAAGAACACUGAUUCCCCACCUCCCAAACCAGCAGCUGAAGUCCGUCCAGAGGCACCAAAAUGUGUUAAGGAGUUCAUUAAUCUUGCAAAGCCUCACAUCAGGAAUGUCUGCAAUGCCAUGCGUGGGGGACUGGGAAUGGAGUCGCACUACAUUGACGUGCAUCUUAUCCCGAGGAAACUCCUAAUCAAAUCUGGCAAGAAUGCUAACAAGUGUCUGGAGAAAGAACUGGUUGUGCUCAGCGACUCAGAACGGAAGCAGAGCCUGCUGGAUAGAAGUCAAGUGUUCCAAAACAAUCUUACCAGACCAAAACAGUCAAUAGCAAUCCUUGGAAAAACCGGAGUGGGAAAAACCGUGAUGAUUCAGCGGUUGUGCUUGGACUGGGCAAGCGGUAGCCUGUCUCAAUUUCAGUUUGUGUUUUUGUUGGACUGUAAAAAUUUGGACCUUAAGAAAUCGAACUACAGCUUAAAACAUUUACUGUUUGAUUUGUCUGUGUCUCCCAGUUGCGAGGAAUCCGACACUGUGUUCAAACACAUUCUCUCUUCUCCGGAAGACGUUCUCAUUAUUUUCGAUAGCUUUGAUGACAUUAAAGACUUUGAAGGGCUCCUUCAGGCUCCCGCUAAAUCACCCAAAGACACUAAAUACACAGUCAAACAGUUGUUCUCAGGUCUGUUCCAGAAGGAAAUUCUCGCGGGUUGCACGCUUCUCAUCGCCACACGACCUAAAGAGGUUUUAAACCAGGUGCUGCGAAAAAUGGACAGCCUUUUGGAGCUUUGUCACUUCUCGCCGGAGGACAUAGAGCUCUACACGACCAAAUAUUUCAGGGACUCCUCCCUCCAGGAGAAAGCACUGCAGAAAAUCAAAAAAAAAAUAUAUAUCUUUAGAAUAUGCUCCAACCCGUUGCUCUGCUGGACUACGUGUUUCCUUCUGGAGCAUCAAGACAGCAACUGUGAAGCUUUACCUUCAACUCUCACAGAGUUGUAUCAGAAAGUGACCUUCAAGCAAUUGCAGCUAGCUAGCCGGGAAAUCAGCUCACAGGAUACCCAGCAAUUAUGCAAAACCGCUUGGGAAGGAUACAAGAAUCACAACACGCACAUAAAAAUCGACGAGUCACCUGAGUUGGUGAAAUACUAUCUCAAGAGUGGCAUAAUCGUGUCAUACGCUCAACAGAACCACUUUGAAGACCUUUACAUUCAGAACCUUCUAGGUGCCUUGCACUCGGUACAAUCCAAACAGGUGAAUGAAAAAAUGCUGUUGGCACACAGCAUGGUACAGCAGAAGAAACGGAAAAUUCAGGGGGAGUCGCAGGAUGUGAUGCAGAGCUUCGUCACGGGCCUGCUUUUCCAGAAGGCUCGGCCUGAUGGAGUUUCCAUCCUGGAUGGCAACGUUGACGUACAGGCCAAAAGAAAAGCUGUAGAAACCCAUCUGCUGAACCUGAAGCUUAAUGAAUUGAAUCCCGCCAGGCUGCUCGAACUCUUUCAUUGUGUUUAUGAGACCAGCAAUGCCAAACUGGCCAGACUGCUGUUGAAGAAACUCCCCGACAAUCUGUCGUUCUGUGGAGCGCAGCUCUGCUCAUCAGAUGUGUAUGUCAUAUGCCAUCUUCUUCAACAUGCUACCACGUUGAAACGGACCUUCUCGAUUAAUCUCCAAGAAACAUCAAUUCCUAUCAGUGACCUGAGAGAGCUGGUGGAGCUGAAAUGUAUAACAUCCUUCUGGGCACAUACAGGGGACACCAUUGCAUUGUGGGAGGACUUGCAUGACAGCAACAAUGAGUUGAAACUGAAAGGUGCCAUUGAGAAAUUCACCUUGAACCCACUGAAAGCAACACAGGGGCAUCACAUAGAGAACCUGCCUCUCCUUGUUCACAUUCACAGAGGGAAGAAGUUACCAAGGAGUGAUUUUGUGCCUGCCCUCAAUGAAGGUGUACCAGCCCUCAGGCAUCUUCAGAAACUAGAAUUUGAGCUUGGAGUACAAAAUGGUCCCGAAAUGUUUCCUAAACUUAUAGAAGUUCUGCCUUCUUUGCAGUCUCUACAGCAUCUGGACAUUGAGAAAAACAAAAUUGGCGACUCUGGAGCUGAGAAGCUUUCUGGUGUUCUGCACUUUCUGGCAUCGUUGAAAUGGUUAAAUCUGUCUCAGAACUGCAUUGGAGAUGCUGGAGUGGAGAAACUGGCUAAAGCUCUUGCAUCAGUCCCUUCAUUACAGAGCCUCAGCCUGUAUGGAAAUCUUAUAGCUGACAAUGGAGCUGAAGAACUUGCAUUAGUUUUACCAGAUAUGAAACUUCUGCAGGACUUGGAUGUGAAGUUUAACAAGUUCACAGACAUAGGAGCUAAAAAGCUCAGCGCUGCUCUGAAAAACUGCACUGGCAUGAAGUCUUUGGAGCUGUGGAAUAACUGCAUUCCAUGGGGAGUUUUUGAACACCUUCAUCAUCAGGACCCACGGAUUAGAUCACUAUGAUGCACUUUUUAAAAAGCUGCAUACUGAACACUUUUACGAGCAAGGCUUCUCCUUAAAAAACACAAUUCAUAAUAAGUUUCAAUACUUUGUGAAUAUUUCUCAGCAAGAACACUAAACCUUUUUUUUAAAAGCUGUUUCAUCUUGACAAAGUCACUUUAUGUGUGAUUAAUGUAUAUAAUGGCUUAUUUGCACUAACAUUUCUGUAAUUUAAUCACUAAAACUCAUUUUUUGGACCAUUUUUGUU
Triplophysa dalaica is the source of this 4902-nucleotide messenger RNA. RefSeq names its product class II, major histocompatibility complex, transactivator (gene ciita). NCBI's taxonomy places the organism in Eukaryota, Metazoa, Chordata, Actinopteri, Cypriniformes, Nemacheilidae. The coding region runs from base 1122 to 4658 and encodes 1178 amino acids. The record is from RefSeq and is a predicted model, not a curated record. Gene Ontology annotation, molecular function: ATP binding; protein binding; ATP hydrolysis activity. Gene Ontology annotation, biological process: positive regulation of MHC class II biosynthetic process; positive regulation of MHC class I biosynthetic process; inflammatory response. The transcript has 20 exons.